UGUUUGUCUCAAAUAAAAUCAAAAGGAAAAUAAUUACAAGACAUGACCGGAGUUACUGAACUAAUCCACGAGGACAUGAAAAUGGAGAGGGAGGGAAGGGAGCAGGUGCUCCUAAUCUAUUAGAAGAUGGUACAGUUAGAAUGAAAAUGUUAGUUGCAAGUUUCUAACGCACCAACAUAUCCAUCAAACCUCAAUAUAAAGACACGGUGCAACCGCCGAAAUAGUGGACAAGGAAUUGAUGGCGGCAAACUCCAACAAGAAGCAUCCAAGGGAACCGCCGGCAGUUCCAUUUCUAUGGGAAGAAAGGCCGGGAAUACCUAAAAAAGACUGGAAACCACCAGUGGUUUCUUCAAAUAAUUCAUUUCCAGCUCCCCCCAUCGUCAAGCUUGUUGCCUCGGUUCCAUUCAAAUGGGAAGAAAAGCCAGGAACACCACUACCAUCUUUCUCAGAACCAACAUUGGAAUCAGCAUGUCCCUCCUCCCUACCACUUCAGCUUAUCACUUUUCCAUCACCUCCAAUUAGUUCUCACCAGUAUGAUUAUGAUGGUGAGAACGAAGAUUAUGGUGAUGAUAUUAGUGGAAAUGGUGAUGGAGAAGAUGGAGCACCAAGUAUGUUUAAUUUGGAGCUUGAAGCAUUCGAUUUCGAAACAGAUGAUUCAUUUAUCUCAGCUCCUGCUCUCCUAGCAAACUGUCUUGUUCCAUCAAUGGCAAUUUCCACUGCUGUUCCAGCAGACAAAAGCACACCAACAGAAGAUAAGAGUGCUUGGCCUGAGACACCUUCCUCACCGGCCUCAGAAGCAGGCAGCAGUACAAGCAGCUAUGCAACUGGAGUUUCAAGCCUGGUGGGGGCUUCGUUUUUGGAAUGCCUCUUUCCAAUGAUUCCUGCCAAUUCCGGAUUUCUUGAAAAAAUUGGCCAAUCAGGCAACAGCUCUCUUACUCCACCAGAACCAAAGAGUGCACAUUUUGAUCGUGAAAGUAACGGCAGUGCCAUUGUAUGGAGGCCAAAAACACUCGGAGAGCUGAUAAUGAUGAGUCGUAAGGGUAGUUACAGGAGGAAAGCUGUUCAAAUGAGAAAACACAAUCUAUCAAAGGAACUCGUGGAGAAUAGAGCUUUUGGAUGCUGCAUCUUUGGACCUGGCAUCAAGAUGAUAGAAGGAUUGUACAGCAAGAGGAAGAACUUGCCAACACUUAAACUGGUCUGAAGAAAAAUUGUUGCUUAAUGUUGAAACUCAACUUGCAUUCAGUCCUCUCCAUCUAG
Prunus dulcis (almond) is the source of this 1257-nucleotide messenger RNA. RefSeq lists its product as uncharacterized. Lineage: Eukaryota; Viridiplantae; Streptophyta; Magnoliopsida; Rosales; Rosaceae. The record is from RefSeq and is a predicted model, not a curated record. Bases 239 to 1201 code for a protein of 320 amino acids. The transcript has 2 exons.